AUGGACAACGAGCAGCCCCACCAAGAGUUGGUGAAAUGUGUGGUGGUGGGAGACACUGCUGUGGGAAAGACCAGACUUAUAUGUGCAAGGGCCUGCAACAAACAUGUAUCCCUAUCACAGCUCAUGACAACACAUGUACCAACUGUAUGGGCGAUUGAUCAAUAUAGGAUUUACAAGGAUGUACUAGAAAGAUCUUGGGAGGUUGUUGAUGGUGUGAAUGUUUCAUUGAGACUAUGGGAUACCUUUGGAGAUCACGAGAAGGACCGAAGAUUUGCCUAUGGACGGUCGGAUGUGGUCCUCCUCUGCUUCUCUAUUACAAAUCCAAUAUCUCUAAGAAACUGUGGUGCAAUGUGGUACCCGGAGAUACGGCGGUUUUGUCCGAAUACACCUGUUCUUUUGGUGGGAUGUAAGAAUGAUCUGCGCUACAUGUAUAGAGAUGAGACAUAUUUGAACUACUGCAAGGACAGAAGUCCCUUUAUAAGGGCACCGCGAAAAAGCGACCUAGUAAUGCCGGAUCAGGGCCGGGCGUUAGCUCGCGAUUUCGGUAUCUACUACUACGAGACCUCCGUCUUUACAUACUACGGUGUUAACGAGGUGUUUGAGAAUGCUAUUCGAGCUGCAUUAAUCGCGAGGAGACAGCAACGCUUCUGGAUGACCAAUCUUAAGAGGGUACAACGGCCGCUGUUGCAGGCUCCAUUCCGACCACCUCGGCCUUUAGAGCCAGAGGUGACGAUUGUCAGUAGUGUGUACCUUGAGGAUAUGACGACGCUACUACGACAGCAGUACUUUUCGGAUAUGGUGAUAAUCUGUGGCGCGAAGGGAUUUCCGGUACAUCGAGCGCUGCUGGCAGCCGCUUGUGAAGUUUUCCGCGGGCUUCUUACAACCCACUGCGCUGCUGACCUACCACGCAGCUCCAGCGAAAGUAGCAUGGUAAGCAGUAUGGGUGAGGCAACCACGGGUGACUUCAACGAGGACACAGAAUAUUUGAUCAGACAAGACCAAGCGAAACAAACGAGGGUAUGGGAACAAAUUAAGCGUCGUUCGUCGUGUCAGCUCGUGGGAGAAGCGCGGCCUGACGUAUGCAGACGCGUACACCAUCCAGCCAUACUUUCGCUUAAGAUUGUUCGGUGCGAAAAAAUUCAGCAUGCUACAUCCCAAACGCAGACAAUAGUAACGAUGAGCAAGUUGAUAUCAUCUAGUGUGAUGCAGGAAGUCAUCAAUUUCAUAUACACUGGUGCCAUUCACGCAGCUGCCUUCAAACAACAGUCCGGUGCUAUUGGAUUAUUACUGGAAAUACGUCAAGCGGCCGAGUUGCUGGGAUUUCCUGAACUGACCAAACUGUGUCAGUUCAUAUUAGACCAACAUCUGCUGUUUGAUAAAGGAUUCAUGUUGCAGUUUCACACGCCUCUUCCGGGGCGGGUAGGAGAGGCCCUAGAGCGCGGCUGGUUCGCUGACGUGUCUUUCGAGUUGGACGAUGGGUUGCAGCUGGCGCACCGUGCACUGCUCAUGGCACGGUGUGACCCUAUGAAGGCCAUGUUCCAUGGACAUUUUAAAGAGAGCACUUCACGACUGAUCACAUUUCCAGGUGUAAAAAUGUACGCAUUUCAUAUCCUGCUGUGCUACAUCUAUUCGGACAAGAUACCUCCAGUUGAGCCCACCAGGUGUCUGGAACUGCUGGAGCUGGCAAAUAGACUUUGUAUGGACCGACUGGUCACUUUGGUGGAAGCUAGGGUUAUCGACCAUUUGCAGCAUCAAGAUAGAGUUGGGGACGACGAUCAAGUUGUUGAGAUUGCACUAUCUCUGUUGGAGCCUGUUAAGUUACACAACGCCCAUAACCUGUGGUCGUGGUGUCGUUGGCGCCUGUGUGCCGCGUACGACCGCGUGUGUCGCGCACGUCACCUCAGUGUCGCUGCACGGGAAUACCUAGCUGAUAACCGUUGGCCUCCCGUUUGGUACGUGAAGGAAUAUGAUUACUACCAGAAGUGCCUCGCGGAGCAGUCCAAGGAGCUGAAGGAGAUUAGGCCUGCUACGGCAGUAAACACUAAUCAGCAAACAGGCUGUUUGUGUUUUGCAAGUAAGGUCCGCCGCGAUAGUGCAGUGAUUGCGGCAGAUGCGUCCACGGCCUUGUGUCGCCCCGAGCCUCCCCAACCCCCGCAUCCCCCGCAGCCGCCCCUCUGA
This is a messenger RNA of Pieris macdunnoughi, 2178 nucleotides long. The record is from the annotation of a GenBank genome assembly. NCBI's taxonomy places the organism in Eukaryota, Metazoa, Arthropoda, Insecta, Lepidoptera, Pieridae.